Carlito syrichta (Philippine tarsier) is the source of this 654-nucleotide messenger RNA. It is a transcript of the gene IL37, whose product is annotated as interleukin 37. Gene Ontology annotation, biological process: cytokine-mediated signaling pathway; inflammatory response to antigenic stimulus; positive regulation of gene expression. The transcript has 5 exons. The record is from RefSeq and is a predicted model, not a curated record. Gene Ontology annotation, cellular component: nucleoplasm. Lineage: Eukaryota; Metazoa; Chordata; Mammalia; Primates; Tarsiidae. The coding region runs from base 1 to 654 and encodes 217 amino acids. Gene Ontology annotation, molecular function: interleukin-1 receptor binding; cytokine activity.
AUGUCCUCUUUGGAGAACUCAGGAGUGAAAAUGAACUCUGAAGACUGGGAAAAAGAUGAAUUCCAGUGCUGCUCAGGAGACCAGGCUGGAAGCUUCCUGGAGCCUGGCCCAAGCCUCUACUCUGUGGGUUCUGCCCACUCAAGUUCAAAGUUGAAGUGUAAAGAGCCAAAGAAAUUCAACCUUCAUGCCCAGUUUCAGCAAGUUUUGGUCCUGGACUGUGGGAUUCUCAAGGCAGUUCCAGAUAGAAAGCAUAUACACCCAGAGAUUUUCUUUGUAUUAGCCUCACAUUUGCCCCCAGCCCCAAAGGAAAAAGGGAGUCCAAUUUUCUUGGCAGUCUCUAAGGGAGAGUUGUGUCUCUACUGUGACAAGGACAAAGGAAAAGGCCACCCAUCUCUUCAGCUGAAGAAGAAGAAACUGAUGGAACUGGGUACUCUGAAGGAACAAGAAUGCCGACACUUCAUCUUUUAUAAGUCUAAGGUGGGCUCCCAGUACACGCUGGAGUCAGCUGCUCACCCUGGAUGGUUCAUGUGUACCUCUCACUCUCCUAAUCAACCUGUUGAAGUGACAGAUAAAGCUGGAAAAAAGAAACACAUUGAAUUUUCAUUUCACCCAGUUCACAAAGUUGAAACAAGCUACAUGGAGGCCAGUGAUUAG